AUGUCAGGCUUAGACGUGGAGGCCCUCCUCGAUUCGACUGCCUCCUCCAAGGAGCAGAACAGCAAGGCCACCGCUAAUGGCGACUCGCCGCAGAACGGAAGCCGCAGCGAGCAUACCGACCGCGAACGUGGUCGGGACGACCGUAGCCGCGACGACACCAGAGGCCGGAGCCGCGACCGUUCCUACUCCCGCUCGCGCGACCGGGACCGCGAUCGUGACCGCAGCCGCAGCCCAUCCCGCGAUACCAGAGACCGUGACCGCGACCGUCGCCGCCGUGACCGCAGCCCCGCCCGCUACCGCGGCUCGUCUAGCGGACGGGACACACCCAGGAGCGAAGCCGGAAGUCACAAGAGUAGGCGCAGGAGCCGGAGCCGUGAAUCUGGCCGACACUCACGUCGUCAUAGAGACGGAGACUACUAUCGUGGCAGCACCCGAGGAGCUGGCCGCUCCCGCUCUCGCUCGCCCACCCGCUAUUACCGCCCGGACCGUGACCGCGACCGCGAUGCUAGGGACCGCGGUGACCGCUACCGGCGCCGCGACGACGAUCGUGACCAUGACCGUGAUCGGGACCGCGACCGCGAACGUGACCGCGAACGUGACCGCGAACGUGACCGUGACCGCCGCGACCGCGCCCGCCGGCGCAGCACCCCGCGCGAGCCUUCGCCCACCAACGACGAGCGCGAUCGUCGCACCGUGUUUGUCCAGCAGCUGGCCGCUCGCCUCCGUACUCGCGAGCUGAAGGAGUUUUUUGAGAAGGCUGGUCCUGUUGCUGAGGCCCAGAUCGUCAAGGAUCGUGUCAGCAACCGUUCUAAAGGCGUCGGCUAUGUCGAGUUCAAGAGUGAAGAGUCCGUUGCUGCCGCCCUUCAGCUCACUGGUCAGAAACUCCUAGGUAUUCCCAUCAUCGUGCAACCCACCGAGGCCGAGAAGAACCGCCAGGCCCGCACCACGUCCGGUCACCAUCCAAACUCCGUUCCCUUCCAUCGUCUCUACGUGGGCAACAUCCACUUCAGCAUCACCGAGACAGAUCUCCAGCAUGUGUUUGAGCCUUUUGGUGAGCUUGAGUUUGUCCAACUGCAGAAGGAUGAGAACGGCCGCAGCCGCGGCUACGGUUUUGUCCAGUUUCGCGAUGCUGCGAACGCCCGUGAGGCUCUCGAGAAGAUGAACGGAUUCGACCUCGCCGGUCGGCCGAUUCGCGUGGGACUUGGCAAUGAUAAGUUUACCCCCGAGUCAACUGCCAAUCUCUUACGGGGCUUCCCAGGCCAGGGUUCCGCUUUCUCCGGCGCCGGCGGCCGUGGCCCACCGGCCUCAACCUUUGACCGCGCCGGCGGCCGCGACAGCGACAAGGUGUCGGGCGCCAGCGCGCUCGACGACACAGACGUCGCCGGCGUCAACUUUAACAAUUACAGCCGUGACGCCCUCAUGCGCAAGCUGGCCAGGACUGACGAGCCAGCGCCCGAGCGACAGAUUCUCAAGCCCAAGACCGUGGAGACUAAGCCGCUUCCUGUUAAUGUUAACAUGGCCAGUCGGCAACAAGGCGAAGACUGGAUCAAGGAGCUCGAGGACGAGGUGCGCCAGGAGGCCGAGGAGAAGUAUGGCCACGUCGUGCACAUUGCCGUCGACCCUAACUCCAACGGCGACAUCUACCUCAAGUUUGACAAGGUGCAGGGCGGCGAGAACGCCAUCAAAGGCCUCAACGGCCGCUAUUUCGACGGCCGCAUGAUUACGGCCGCGCCCGUCGUCGACGCCGUCUACAGCAGUUUGUUCUCUCGCGCCAAGGCUCUCUAA
This is a messenger RNA of Thermochaetoides thermophila DSM 1495, 1785 nucleotides long. RefSeq names its product RNA splicing factor (pad-1)-like protein. Gene Ontology annotation, biological process: mRNA processing. The transcript has 4 exons. The record is from RefSeq and is a predicted model, not a curated record. Lineage: Eukaryota; Fungi; Ascomycota; Sordariomycetes; Sordariales; Chaetomiaceae. Bases 1 to 1785 code for a protein of 594 amino acids. Gene Ontology annotation, cellular component: nucleus. Gene Ontology annotation, molecular function: RNA binding.